Messenger RNA from Ziziphus jujuba (common jujube), 1772 nucleotides. Its product is annotated as ATP-citrate synthase alpha chain protein 2. Lineage: Eukaryota; Viridiplantae; Streptophyta; Magnoliopsida; Rosales; Rhamnaceae. The transcript is spliced from 12 exons. Bases 173 to 1444 code for a protein of 423 amino acids. The record is from RefSeq and is a predicted model, not a curated record. Gene Ontology annotation, molecular function: succinate-CoA ligase (ADP-forming) activity. Gene Ontology annotation, cellular component: succinate-CoA ligase complex. Gene Ontology annotation, biological process: succinyl-CoA metabolic process; tricarboxylic acid cycle.
CACUCCCAAACGGCCCUUAGCUCAUUGCAAAGUCGCCCACUACCCAACCACAGCCAACGCUCACUGAACUCGUCACCAACCUCUUCUUCAUCUCUAUCUAUUUCUCAAUUCUUCUGAGAAACCCAAAAAUCUCUUUAUUUUUUUCUCAGUAUCAGAGUAUUGGGUCUGCAGCAUGGCUAGGAAGAAGAUCAGAGAGUAUGAUUCCAAGAGGCUUCUCAAACAGCACCUCAAGCGCCUAUCUGGCAUCGACCUGCAGAUCCGCUCCGCCCAGGUGACAGAAUCAACCGAUUUCACUGAGCUCACAAAUCAGGAGCCAUGGCUUUCAUCUACUAGAUUGGUUGUGAAACCAGAUAUGUUGUUUGGAAAACGAGGGAAGAGUGGUUUGGUAGCUUUAAAUUUUGAUCUUGCCCAAGUUGCUGAAUUUGUCAAAGCACGACUUGGUGUGGAGGUUGAGAUGGGUGGUUGCAAGGCACCAAUCACCACAUUCAUUGUUGAACCAUUUGUUCCUCAUGACCAAGAGUAUUACCUUUCAAUAGUUUCUGAAAGGCUUGGCUGCACCAUUAGCUUUUCAGAAUGUGGAGGUAUUGAAAUUGAAGAAAACUGGGAUAAGGUUAAGACUAUAUUUCUUCCAACAGAAAAACCAAUGACACUAGAGGCAUGCGCUCCAUUGAUUGCUACACUUCCCUUGGAGGUGCGAGGAAAAAUUGGUGAUUUCAUAAUUGGUGUGUUUGCUGUAUUUCAAGAUUUGGACUUCAGUUUUCUGGAAAUGAAUCCCUUUACUCUGGUGAAUGGAGAGCCAUAUCCACUAGAUAUGAGGGGAGAAUUGGAUGAUACUGCGGCCUUUAAGAACUUUAAAAAGUGGGGAGCCAUAGAGUUUCCAUUACCUUUUGGCAGAGUUCUAAGUUCCACAGAAAGCUUUAUUCACUCAUUGGACGAAAAGACAAGUGCAUCUUUGAAAUUUACUGUUUUGAACCCAAAAGGACGCAUCUGGACGAUGGUAGCUGGAGGUGGUGCAAGUGUUAUAUAUGCUGAUACUGUUGGAGAUUUGGGUUAUGCAUCAGAGCUUGGUAAUUAUGCUGAAUAUAGUGGAGCUCCAAAUGAGGAAGAGGUGUUACAAUAUGCCCGAGUUGUUAUUGAUUGUGCAACUGCAGACCCUGAUGGUCGUAAGAGAGCACUUCUAAUUGGAGGGGGCAUUGCUAACUUCACGGAUGUUGCUGCUACAUUUAAUGGGAUUAUUCGAGCUCUAAGGGAGAAAGAGUCCAAGUUGAAGGCAGCAAGAAUGCACAUUUAUGUACGCAGAGGUGGUCCUAAUUAUCAGACUGGUCUGGCAAAGAUGCGUGCUUUGGGAGAAGAACUGGGAGUACCUCUUGAGGUUUUUGGACCAGAGGCCACAAUGACUGGUAUCUGCAAGCAGGCCAUUGAUUGCAUCAUGUCUGGAGCAUAAUAUCAGAUUUUGUUUCUGAUUAUGCGUGCCAAGAAUAUAACAAAGCAGUCCGUAUUUGUCUAAGAAUAAUCGCAAGAGGCAUACACUGGAUUGGGUUACUGCUAGCUGAACAAUUUGAUUUUGUAACCCUGCUGAAAGUGUUACGAGUCCUGCAACUUAGCAUGCAACAAUGUCUUUACUUUUAUUUAUUUUCCUGGCAAAUCUUUUGAGACUUUGAGAAGAAAAUGUACACAAUGGUACCUCUGGAUAAUUGUUUCGAACCAACAUUUUGAUGUGUUUCACUGAGAAAGCAAAUUGUGAUUUAAUAUUAUGUGGUUAUUCUUAUUAA